Molecule: messenger RNA, 4154 nt
Organism: Polistes canadensis
Lineage: Eukaryota; Metazoa; Arthropoda; Insecta; Hymenoptera; Vespidae
Gene: pbl
Product: protein ECT2
Exons: 14
Coding region: 591-3248 (885 amino acids)
Biological process (GO): nervous system development; mitotic cytokinesis; activation of GTPase activity
Cellular component (GO): cell cortex; nucleus
Molecular function (GO): guanyl-nucleotide exchange factor activity; GTPase activator activity
Source: RefSeq, a predicted model, not a curated record
GUGUCGUGUGUGACAAUGUAUUAGUAUUGUGUAUAUAAGAGAGAGAGAGAAGAAAGAUCGAACUUUAGCACAUAUGAGUGAAAAGUAUAUACUUAACGUUAAACGAAGGAACGAACGAACGAAUGAGCGGAAAGAUAAGGAACGCUACAAAUUAGAGUGAGAUAAACUAAGAAAUAAGAAAAGGAAUAGUGUACUUGAAAGAGUUAGAGAAAGAAAGAGACGGAGAUACAAUAUCGUCGAGCGGUGGUGCUGGUAAAUAGGAUCGAGUGCGCGAUUCCAUGACUUUGAGGUUGAAAUCGGUGGAAAAGCAGUGCGGAUGGCAUUCGUGCCAUAAUCAUAAUGGAUUUUAAAUAAUUCCGUGGUCCGUGCGUGCGAUAAAGGAAGAGAAGGAACAAGAACAAGAAGGUACAGAGGAUAAAAGAAGAGAGAGAGAGAAAGUGUUGGUCUGCGAAUUUUUCUUCCAGAGAAUCUGCUGUUUUUUUUUCUUUUCUUUUUUUCUUUCUUUUCAUAUCGUGCACAGGUAAAUCUUUCCCUCCCUUAUGUACAAAGAGGUAACUACGAACGAAUCGAUGCUUUAACGAACGGCCAAAAUGGAAGAGCAAAGCGUUCACAGCAGUAUCAGUGAUAUAAAUAGUGAGGAAGCCGUUAGAACUCUAGUGAUACCACGUAAGAAAAGAAUAUGCCUGGUUGGUACUGCUGGUGAUGAUCCUGCUCUGGGUGCAGCUGCGCAGCAAUUUAGUGUUCCAGUAUUGAAAUCGGAAACAGGACUGGAAUAUAUAGAAGAUACUGCAUAUUGCACCUAUUUUAUACUCAAAGAAUUUGAGGGACCUGAAUAUGAUGUUCUACAUAAAAGUGCUCAUAGGAUAUUGGGACCAACAGCACUUUUGCAGUUGGCAGAAAAGAAGGACUCAUUACCUAGUAUUAAAAGACCAAUGUACACACAAGCCAUGGUUGGUGCAGUUGUUGUCUUCACAGGAUUUAGAAAAAAGGAUGAGUUGACGAGAUUAAUCAAUAUGAUACAUAACAUGGGUGGUAGUAUUAGAAAAGAAAUGGGUACAAAAGUGACGCAUCUUAUUGCUAAUUGUUGUGGCGGUGAAAAGUAUAGAUAUGCUGUUGUAUUCAGAGUACCCAUUAUGUCGAUGAAUUGGGUGACUACUCUCUGGAGUACUAGAGACGACGUUUCCAGUUAUGGAAGUAAUGAAGAAUUGAUAACAGCUCAUAAGCUAAAACCAUUUUUUGGUGCAAGAGUGUGUUUCUUCGGUUUUCCUGAAGAAGAAAAGAAGCACAUGUGUGAAGUGCUACAACAACAAGGUGGUGAACCAACAGAAAUUGACGACCCUAAUUGUACGCAUGUGGUAGUGGAUGAAUCAAAUGUAAAUACAUUACCAGAUUUGGCAUCUGUAAAAGCACAUGUUGUAAAAGCAGAAUGGUUUUGGACAUCCGUUCAAGAUGAAGGAGCAGCCGAUGAAAAAGAUUAUUUAUUUGAGGAUUAUCUAGAAUCAGUACUAUCACCUAGCGCAUCGGUCAGACGAGAUAGUCAACAGACAGCUACACCAAGUACAGCAUCCACAAGGCGAAAACGUAAACGACUUGCUGAAACUUUAUCUAGUUUGGUUCAAAAUGGAACUGACUCACCAGCUGUGCACAAAAGACGAUCUAGCGUCAGCGAUGCUGGGCAUCUAAGUGUGAGUGGUAGUUUUCUUGACUGCACAGCGAGUCCUGAUAAACAGUUACUUGAUGAUAUUCCAGAGGUGGAAGCUGUUAACGCAGACGGUGCUAGGAAAAGUCGAUCUCCACGUCAUCAAGUUUUUCUUGAAUUAGUGCAAACAGAAUCUAAUUAUGUUGGUAUUUUGAGCACUAUUAUGACGUUAUUUAAAUCACCAUUGGAAGAGCUUACGGAAACUAGCGGUGAAUUAGUAAAUAGUACAGAAGUUAAAAUUAUAUUUGGUAACUUUCCACCAAUUUAUGAGGUCCACAAAAAGAUGUUAGAAGAGUUGCGUUAUAGUGCUACUUAUUGGACAGAAGAUGUUAGUAUAGGUAAUAUAUUUCUGAAGUUUGCACCUGACCUAGUCAAGGCAUACCCUCCGUACGUGAAUUUCUUCGAAAAUACUAAGGAAAUGCUAGACCAAUGUGAUCAAAACAAGCCACGUUUUCAUGCUUUUUUGAAGAUUUGUCAGACUAAACCUGAAUGUGGCAGACAAAGUUUGAAAGAGCUCUUAAUAAAGCCAGUACAGAGGUUACCCAGUAUUAGUUUAUUAUUAAAUGAUAUCCUCAAGCACACAAGUAAAAGUAAUCCAGAUUAUAGUGCGUUGGAGUUAUCAAUUAGCAGUAUUAAAGAAGUUAUGACUUACAUCAACGAGGAUAAAAGAAAAACUGAAGGCCAAUUAGCAAUGUUUGAUAUCUUUAAUGAGAUCGACAAUUGCCCACCACAUUUAGUAUCCUCGCAUAGGUCGUUUAUUGGAAAAUGCGAUGUAAUGGAACUCAGUGAAGGUCUAAGUGGUCGCGGUGAUCAUUUAGUUCUAUUUCUCUUUACGGAUAUUUUAGAAAUUUGUAAGAAAAGAUCGAAAGCUUUCAAUUCAUUAAAGAGUCCCAAUACGGCUAAUGGAUUACAUUCUGCUAAAUUAAGCCAAGGAAAGCCAUAUAAGCACAUAAAAUUGUUACCCCUUAGUACUAUUAGAAAAGUGGUGGAUAUUCGAGAAACCGAAGAAUGUCAGAAAGUAUUUGCAUUAAUGGUAAGAAGUAAUCAAGAAUUAAAGGAAAAAUUAUUUUCGUUUACAAUUAUCGAUGAAGAUGUAAACAAAACAAAUUAUUUACGUACUUUGUGUAGACAAAUGGCUAAUACAGUUUGCAAGGCUGAUGCGGAUACGUUCCUGAUAAGUCUUGAUUCGCAUCAGCUGGAAAUUGAUACUAGUGAUGUAGCAUUAGGAACAUUAAGUAAAGCAUUUAAGUUUGCAUCUCGUACGAGAAGGAAAGUUGGUAGAGCGUUUAGUUUUAACAAGACUCCUAGUAAACUAAAGAGGGCUAUGUCUACAAUGAUGUCUCCUUUCGGAUCAACAAAUAGUCUCACCCCAGCAAGCCAACAACUUGCCCAAAUGCGACUUGCUAGUUGCAACAAUAUUAACGAACUGGGUAAUGGUGGUUCAGACUCGCCCACUAGAGACGAUGUUCUAGUGGCACCCAUGUCGGUUCAACCGACUCGAAAGGCCAAAUGCAGCUCCCUCAGUAUGGCUUCACUUCGAAGGUUGUAAUCAAUGUACAAGGAUUCAUGCAUUCUUUUUUUUGCUACCAUUGUUCACUGUAUUCGGUCUGCUUUUCUGUGGUCUAAUUGCUUGAACGAUGUUCUUUUUCUAUUUUCUUCCUUUUUUUAAUAUCUUUGCUAUCAUGCUUACGGACAACAUUUGCAAACCUAUUUAUCACAUCCAAAUAUUGGAUAUAUAUGUAUAUAUACACAUAAGUAUAUAUAUGCACAUAUAUAUAUACACAUGAAAAAAAUAAGGUAAUUGCAAAUGUGGUUUGAUAAUUUGAGGAUGUAUAAUUUAAUUCUAAAAAAAUAUACCAUUUACACUAUAUUAAAGUGUUAAAUCCCAGACUUUACAUAAACUUAUAAUAUUCAUUUUAUUAUAGGUUUAUCAAAAUAAUUUAUCUUAAAAUGACGCAUAUUUUUAGAAAAUCUUUGUAGUGAAUUUUUUAAAAUAUUGCUGCACACACAUAGUCUGAGAUUAAAUGGUAGUAGCAGCCCAAAACUAUCAUCAUUUAUAUGUCGUUGUGAAUUUAAUUAGUAUAAUUAUUUACAAUACUACCAUUUUGUAAAUUUAUUGAAGAUAAGAACAUGUGACACUUAUGAAAUAUAAGAAUGUGCCUAAUUACUAUUCACAUCAUCGUGUUGAUGUCGGUGUCAAAGUGCCUUAUUUAUGGCAUUUUCAUUUAACUAAUCUAUUAAUUACAUAUUUAAAACUAAUUUGGCGAGCAAGUUUGUUAUGGACAUGAUAAUAUGCAAGAAGAAAAAAACAAUAUGUAUUUGAAAUUUGUUUGACGAGACUUGUCUAUAAAUAUCUGUCUGUUUCUAUUGAUUCAUAACACAUACCAUUCAGUGUAUUUGUUACAUAUUUCAUUUAAUAUUGAAUGUUCUCUAAGCAUAUUUUGUAAAAUAAUAC